Molecule: messenger RNA, 717 nt
Organism: Dacryopinax primogenitus
Lineage: Eukaryota; Fungi; Basidiomycota; Dacrymycetes; Dacrymycetales; Dacrymycetaceae
Exons: 6
Coding region: 1-717 (238 amino acids)
Biological process (GO): tubulin complex assembly; cytoplasmic microtubule organization; post-chaperonin tubulin folding pathway
Cellular component (GO): microtubule plus-end; cytoplasm; nucleus
Molecular function (GO): microtubule plus-end binding; alpha-tubulin binding
Source: RefSeq, a predicted model, not a curated record
AUGUCUGCCACCAGUGUUUCUGUGUUUGUCUCUUCUCCUGAUACGCAUUCGGAGCGGAAAUUCGACUUGCACACAACCAUCGGGCAGCUUAAGACUAGGCUUGAGCAUAUCACCGGCAUCACGCCCACCUCGCAAAAGCUCGUCCUCUCCCGCACUGAAGAUGGACAACAGAUCCGCGUACUGGACGACGACUCACGUCCUCUGGGGUUCUAUUCUCCCGCCGACUUCCAGACGAUCCAGGUCGUAGACUUGAACCCCAUGGGUCCGGCAGGCAUGUACAGCGAUGUUUCUCAGGUUGAGAAGUUCGAACUUUCGGAUGAGCAAUAUGCGAAGCGAGAUGAAUCGUUGCUCAAAUUCAAACAAGCCAACAAGUUUGGACGAUUCGCCGACGAGCAUCAGCAAGCCUCCGCACCAGCUGCCUCCACUGCAUCCUAUCCAGACAUCAAGGUGGGUGCCCGAUGCGAGGUAGAAAGCGAAGAAGAGGGCUUGCAGAAGCGAGGAACUGUACGCUUCUUCGGAUCGACAGCUUUUGGCAAGGGUACUGGCUUGUGGGUUGGCGUGGAAUACGACGAGCCGAUGGGGAAGAAUGACGGGAGUGUGCAGGGCCAUCGAUAUUUCACAUGUCCAACAAACCACGGUGCCUUUGUUCGGCCUGAAAGGGUGACUGUUGGUGACUUUCCCCCAAUCACAUUGAUAGACGAAGACGAGGAAAUUUAA